Molecule: messenger RNA, 650 nt
Organism: Fopius arisanus
Lineage: Eukaryota; Metazoa; Arthropoda; Insecta; Hymenoptera; Braconidae
Gene: SIFa
Product: SIFamide
Exons: 3
Coding region: 110-331 (73 amino acids)
Source: RefSeq, a predicted model, not a curated record
CGUAUAAAAGGAGGCAGUUUUUGGUGGACGGUAUCACUGCUCAGUGAACCAUCCAGCAGAAAUAUAGAUUGUCAUCGAAAUAAUUGAAUAAUCAACCCUCGAGUGAAAAAUGGUGUCUGCACGAUUUGUUUCUGCAAUUCUUCUUAUCGUUAUCAUCGCCACCUUGAGUGUCGAUGCUGCUUACAGAAAACCUCCCUUCAAUGGAAGUAUUUUCGGCAAGCGAUCCAGCACUGGAACGGAUUACGAAGUAAUCAACCGAGCUCUCAGCAACAUGUGCGAACUGGCCAGUGAAACCUGCAAUGCCUGGAUGAUGCACCAGGACUCCAACUAAAGAUGACUUAUCGACUUCUCUCCCGAAUUCACCGAUGAUGCAACAAUUAUCAUAAAGUUCCUACGUUACCGAAUCUCGAUAAUAAUUCAAGGGAAUCCCCUCGAUUUCAUUCUUCGAGACUUUGAUAAUUUUUCUACGAUUGUUGUCAUGAUUCCGCUGAUCGUUGGUAAAAGAUAAUCCUGUGAGCAAUUAAAUGUUAAUCCAUGGAGCUGCAUUCAAGCAUAUGUGUGUAUUAUAUUAUUAUAACGUAGAUAUUUUGCGUUGGCUUUAGAUUCAGAGACGAAAUGCUAAUUAUGUAGAAAUGGAAUUUUAAUAAAAU